CCCUAAGCAACACCUAUAUAAAUCAAUCCACCACUUUAUCUCCCUUUGCCUCCUCUCAUUUCCGUUCCACCACCCGCAUCGUUACUAAACCUCUCCGGCCGGACACCACCUCUUUCCGGCGCCGGCCAAAACUUUCAAACAACCACAAUCUUCUAUUGAAUUAUUUUUAAAAUGACCUCAAUUACACCCUUUCCUUCUCUCGCAGCCCCCACCAUCACCGCCUUCACUUCAAAACGGAAGCAGGUCUCAAUCUGUUCCAAACCAGCGACGUCGUUUCCUUGUUGUUAUUCGAAUAGUGGAUUGAAGAAGCUACGUGGGAUGACGGGUUAUUUUACUGUUACCAAAAAUAAAGGAGGAGGGUUGUUUGUGUUUGCUUGCUCCACGACCCCAUAUGUGCGGAGUGUUGGGUCACAGAGGCUUUCGUUCGGGAAUAACACCGAUGGUGGGGCCACGCAGGUAGCAACGAAGGGUGAUGUUUCGCAGGUUUUGUCAGCAAUGCUCCCUUUUGUUGUUGCUGUCACUGCUGUUGCUGCGCUUGUUCAACCUGCCACUUUCACCUGGGUAUCUAAGGAAUUGUAUGCUCCUGCUCUUGGUGGGAUUAUGUUGUCAAUUGGAAUUAGACUUUCCUUUGAUGAUUUUGCACUUGCAGUCAAGAGACCUUUACCCCUAUCUGUUGGAUUUUUCGCUCAGUAUAUGCUCAAACCGGCUCUUGGGGUUUUAAUUGCGAAGGCAUUUGGCAUGUCUCCGUUAUUCUAUUCCGGAUUUGUCCUCACUUCUUGUGUCGCAGGGGCUCAGCUAUCUAGCUAUGCUAGCUUUUUGAGCAAAGGAGAUGUGGCUGUGAGUAUUCUUCUCACUAGCUUUACCACCAUUGCGUCAGUGCUUGUCACACCUCUUUUGACUGGCCUUCUCAUCGGGUCUGUUGUUCCAGUUGAUGCUGUUGCUAUGUCAAAGUCAAUUUUACAGGUUGUUUUUGUUCCUGUCACUGUUGGGCUCGUGCUCAAUACUUAUGCAAAACCAGUUGUCACUAUCCUUCGACCUGUGAUGCCUUUUGUUGCUAUGAUCUGUACUGCCAUGUGCAUCGGUAGCCCUCUUGCAUUGAAUAGGAGUCAAAUUCUAUCAAAAGAGGGUAUUCAGUUGGUUCUUCCUGUUUUGGCAUUUCAUACUGCGGCAUUCAUUGUGGGAUAUUGGAUCUCAAAAAUUCCUGCUUUCAGGCAAAGAGAAGAAGUUUGCAGGACAGUUUCAUUAUGCACAGGAAUGCAAAGCUCCACCUUGGCAGGGCUUCUUGCGACCCAGUUCCUUGGGGGUAGUCAAGCAGUUCCACCAGCAUGCUCUGUCGUUGCCAUGGCUAUUAUGGGUCUUUCUCUUGCCUCUUUCUGGGGCAAUGGUUUCCGUAUUAGAGACCUACCAUCUCUACGCGUUCCACAAACUGGCUCUGCUGUCCAGACAUAAUGAAGCAACACCUGGGAACAUCUUCAAGGACUGGAUCAAGCUAUUAAUUGCACAGGGAUGGUCAUGUUUUAACUGAUCCUUAUAUGAACAUGAUCCUUUCCUCAAUGGAACAGCAGUGGUGGUCCAGCAUAAGCUGUCAAACUCAAUAAGUUGUACAGUCAUAUAGGAGGCAAACAUAGAAAGCGGAAAAAUGACCCUAGGAGUUACCAUAGUUAGAAAAGCACUUUUUCCAUCUUCACCUGAAAGUUGCUAACGUAUGUAUAGAAUAGAUGAGGUGUAUAAAUCACAAAAUAUAGCGAAUCAAUCUGGAUGUGCAUUCUCUCGCUCUCUCUGAGUGUAACCCCAAGCAUUUGCUUUUUCUAGGGGCAGGUCAUAGUGUUUCAUUCGCCUUAGCUAAAGUCGCAAGGUCCAGAAAGCAUUAGUGUUACUGGUAAGUGCGUUUAAUGGAUGGGUAUUUCAAGCCCACAGUUGGUUGAGAUUGA
Theobroma cacao (cacao) is the source of this 1931-nucleotide messenger RNA. RefSeq names its product Sodium Bile acid symporter family. Lineage: Eukaryota; Viridiplantae; Streptophyta; Magnoliopsida; Malvales; Malvaceae. The record is from RefSeq and is a predicted model, not a curated record. Gene Ontology annotation, cellular component: membrane.